GCGGGUGCCAUGUGAGCCCAGCUUGGCUCUCCUCCUGCCCGCCCUCCUCCUGCCUGCCUCUGCCUGACCCGUCUCUCCAAAGAAAAAUACUUGGCACCAUGUCUCUGCUCAACCCUGUCCUGCUGCCCCCCAAGGUGAAGGCCUAUCUGAGCCAAGGGGAGCGCUUCAUCAAAUGGGACGAUGAAACAACAAUAGCCUCCCCGGUUAUCCUCCGUGUGGACCCCAAGGGCUACUACUUAUACUGGACAUAUCAGAGUAAGGAGAUGGAGUUUCUGGAUAUCACCAGCAUCCGGGACACCCGCUUUGGGAAGUUUGCCAAGAUUCCCAAGAGCCAGAAGCUCCGGGAUGUCUUCAACAUGGACUUUCCUGACAACAACUUCCUGCUGAAGACACUCACCGUGGUGUCUGGCCCUGACAUGGUGGACCUGACCUUCCACAACUUCGUCUCCUACAAGGAGAAUGUGGGCAAGGACUGGGCUGGAGAUGUGCUGGCCCUGGUCAAGCACCCGCUCACAGCCAACGCCCCCCGCACCACCUUCCUAGACAAGAUCCUGGUGAAGCUCAAGAUGCAGCUCAACCCUGAAGGGAAGAUUCCUGUGAAGAAUUUUUUCCAGAUGUUUCCUGCUGACCGCAAGCGGGUAGAAGCAGCUCUCAGUGCCUGCCACCUCGCCAAAGGCAAAAACGACGCCAUCAAUCCUGAGGACUUCCCAGAAUCUGUCUACAAGAGUUUCCUCAUGAACCUCUGUCCUCGGCCUGAAAUAGACGAGAUCUUCACUUCCUACCACGCCAAAGCCAAACCCUACAUGACCAAGGAGCACUUGACCAAAUUCAUCAACCAGAAACAGAGGGACUCCCGCCUCAACUCCUUACUGUUCCCGCCAGCGCGGCCUGACCAGGUGCAGGGCCUCAUCGAAAAGUAUGAGCCCAGUGGCAUCAACGUGCAGAGGGGCCAGCUGUCACCCGAGGGCAUGGUGUGGUUUCUCUGUGGGCCGGAGAACAGCGUGCUGGCCCAGGACAAGCUGCUGCUUCACCACGACAUGACACAGCCACUCAAUCAUUACUUCAUCAACUCCUCACACAACACGUACCUGACAGCUGGCCAGUUCUCAGGCCUCUCCUCCGCUGAGAUGUACCGCCAGGUACUGCUGGCUGGCUGCCGCUGUGUGGAAUUGGACUGCUGGAAGGGGAAGCCCCCCGAUGAGGAGCCUAUCAUCACCCAUGGCUUUACCAUGACCACAGACAUCUACUUCAAAGAAGCAAUUGAAGCAAUUGCAGAAAGUGCCUUUAAGACCUCCCCCUAUCCUGUCAUCUUGUCAUUUGAAAACCACGUGGACUCACCCCGCCAACAGGCCAAGAUGGCUGAGUACUGCCGGACAAUGUUUGGCGAUAUGCUGCUCACAGAGCCCCUGGAACAGUUUCCGCUGAAACCAGGCACCCUCCUGCCCAGCCCUGAGGAUCUCCGUGGCAAGAUCCUCAUCAAAAACAAGAAGAACCAGUUUUCUGGCCCAGCAUCCCCUGGCAAGGAGCCAGGUGGGGAGGCUGAGGGCAGCGGCCUACCUGAUACCCCUGUGGUUGGGGACACAGUGUGGGCUGGUGAGGAAGGGGCUGAGCUGGAGGAGGAAGAGGAGGUGGAAGAGGAAGAGGAGGAGUCAGGAAACCUGGAUGAAGAAGAGAUAAAGAAGAUGCAAUCAGAUGAGGGCACAGCGGGCCUGGAAGUGACAGCUUACGAGGAGAUGUCCAGCCUAGUCAACUACAUCCAGCCCACCAAGUUCAUUUCCUUUGAGUUCUCUGCCCAGAAGAACCGAAGUUAUGUCAUCUCCUCCUUCACGGAGCUCAAGGCUUAUGACCUGCUUUCCAAGGCCGCAGUGCAGUUUGUGGACUACAACAAGCGCCAGAUGAGCCGCAUUUACCCCAAGGGCACCCGCAUGGACUCCUCCAACUACAUGCCCCAGAUGUUCUGGAACGCUGGUUGCCAGAUGGUCGCCCUCAACUUCCAGACGAUGGACCUGCCCAUGCAGCAGAACAUGGCACUAUUUGAGUUCAAUGGGCAGACCGGCUACCUCCUCAAGCAUGAAUUCAUGCGUCGGCCAGACAAGCAGUUCAACCCGUUCUCAGUGGACCGCAUCGACGUGGUGGUAGCCACCACCCUUUCCAUUAAGGUAAUCUCUGGGCAGUUCCUGUCAGAACGCAGUGUGCGCACCUAUGUGGAAGUGGAGCUGUUUGGCCUUCCUGGGGACCCCAAGAGGCGCUAUCGCACCAAGCUGUCACCCACUACCAACUCUAUCAAUCCUGUCUGGAAUGAGGAGCCCUUUGUCUUUGAGAAGAUCUUGAUGCCUGAGCUGGCCUCCCUCAGGGUGGCCGUGAUGGAGGAAGGCAACAAGUUUCUUGGGCACCGCAUCAUCCCCAUCAAUGCCCUAAAUUCUGGAUACCACCAUCUGUGCCUGCGCAGUGAGAGCAACAUGGCCCUCACCAUGCCAGCGCUCUUUAUCUUCCUGGAGAUGAAGGACUAUGUUCCUGACACCUGGGCAGAUCUCACUGUGGCCCUCGCCAAUCCCAUCAAGUUCUUCAGUGCCCAUGAUAAGAAGUCUGUGAAGCUCAAGGAAGCCAUGGGAGAUCUGCCUGAGAAGCCCUUCUCUCUCGGGAGUCCAGCUGCCAGCCAGGUCAACGGAGCAACUGCCCCAACCAGCAAUGGGUCAGCAGAGCCGCGGACCACCAGUCUGGAGGAGCUGCAGGGGCUGAAGGGCGUCGUGAAGCUGCAGCGGCGGCACGAGAAGGAGCUGCGGGAGCUGGAGCGGCGCGGCGCGCGGCGCUGGGAGGAACUGCUGCAGCGCGGCGCGGCACAGCUGGCGGAGCUCGGGCCGCCGGGCGCGGGGGGCGGCUUCGGGGGCCGCAGGCUCGGCCCGGGCAAGGGCUCCCGCAAGAAAAGGACGCUGCCCUGCGAGGAGACCGGCUGGGCCACGCUGGGCGAGGGCCCCGAGGGCGCGGAAACGCUCGUCCGCGAGCUGAGGGACCGGCUGGAGCUGGAGCUGCUGCAGCAGGGCGAGGAGAAGUACGAAUGCGUCCUGAAGCGCAAGCAGCAGCAAGUGGCCGAGCAAAUCGCCAAGAUGAUGGACCUGGCCAGAGAGAAACAGGUUGCAGAGCUUAAGACCCUCAAGGAGACCUCGCAGAGUGACACCAAGGAGAUGAAGAAGAAGCUGGAGGCCAAGAGGCUGGAGCGGAUCCAGGCCAUGAUCAAGGUCACCACCGACAAGAUGGCCCAGGAGAGAUUGAAAAGAGAGAUUAACAACUCCCACAUCCAAGAGGUAGUACAGGUCAUCAAGCAGAUGACAGAGAGCCUGGAGAGGCACCAGGAGAAGCUGGAGGAGAAGCAGGCAGCCUGCCUGGAACAGAUCCGAGAGAUGGAAAAGCAGCUCCAGCAGGAGGCGCUGGCAGAGUACGAGGCCAGGAUGAAGGGCCUGGAGGCCGAGGUGAAGGAAGCAGUGAGGACCUGCCUCAGGCCCUGCUUCCCCUCGGAGGCUGAGGACAAGCUUGAGAGGCCCUGUGGGACCUCCAGGGAGCCGUGUGAGCUGGACCCACCUACAGCCAAGAAAGACAUCCAGGAGAGCAUCCUCUGAUACCCCCAUCCAACUGGGACAUUCUGCAAGGACAUGUCUCCUUCCCUUGGAGG
Pteronotus mesoamericanus is the source of this 3667-nucleotide messenger RNA. It is a transcript of the gene PLCB2, whose product is annotated as phospholipase C beta 2. Lineage: Eukaryota; Metazoa; Chordata; Mammalia; Chiroptera; Mormoopidae. Gene Ontology annotation, biological process: release of sequestered calcium ion into cytosol; phosphatidylinositol-mediated signaling; lipid catabolic process. The record is from RefSeq and is a predicted model, not a curated record. The coding region runs from base 99 to 3614 and encodes 1171 amino acids. Gene Ontology annotation, molecular function: phosphatidylinositol-4,5-bisphosphate phospholipase C activity; calcium ion binding. The transcript has 31 exons.